GUGAAGAGCAAGAGCUGACAGGCCCCAUUCACUGCAUAACACAUGUUGCUUAGAUCAAAGCUCAAACUAGUUUCAGUUAUAGGGAAGUCGGCACUGAGAGGUGAAAUGGCAGAGAAAGGAGUUCAGCUGUACUGGGAAAACUGCUCUUGUUCCAUCUGUCUGGAUCCACUGAAGGAUCCGGUGACUAUUCCCUGUGGACACAGCUACUGCAUGAACUGUAUUAAAACCCACUGGCAUGAAGAGGAUGAGGAGACAAUCUACAGCUGCCCUCAGUGUAGGCAGACCUUCACACCGAGGCCUGUCCUGGUGAAAAACACCAUGUUAGCAGAUUUAGUGGAGGAGCUGAAGAAGACUGGACUCCAAGCUGCUCCUGCUGAUCACUGCUAUGCCGGACCUGAAGAUGUGGCCUGUGAUGUCUGCACUGGGAGGAAACUGAAAUCCCUAAAGUCCUGUCUCAUCUGUCUGGCUUCUCUCUGUGAGAAACACCUCCAGCCUCAUUAUGACUCAGCUCCGUUCAAGAAACACAAGCUGGUGGAGCCCUCCAAGAAGCUCCAGGAGAACAUCUGCUCUCAUCAUGAUAAGGUGAUGGAGAUGUUCUGCCGUACUGAUCGGCAGUGUAUCUGUUAUUUCUGCUCUCUGGAUGAACAUAAAGGCCACGACACCGUCUCAGCUGCAGCAGAAAGGACCGAGAGGCAGAGAGAGCUGGAGGUGAGUCAACACGACAUCCAGCAGAGGAUCCAGGACAGAGAGAAAGAUGUGAAGCUGCUCCAACAGGAAGUGGAGGCUGUCAAUCGCUCUGCUGAUAAAGCACUGGAGGACAGUGAGAAGAUCUUCACCGAGCUGAUCCGUCUCAUGGAGAACAGAAGCUUUGAUGUGAAGCAGCAGGUCAGAUCCCAGCAGAAAAGUGAAGUGAGUCGAGUCAAAGAGCUUCAGGAGAAGCUGGAGCAGGAGAUCGCUGAGCUGAAGAGGAGAGACGCUGAGCUGAAGCUGCUGUCACACACAGAGGAUCACAACCAGUUUCUACACAGCUACCCCUCACUGUCACCAAUCAGCGAAUCUACACAUCAACUCAUCUCAUCCAGCAUCAAUAGCCGUCCUCUGCGCUACUUUGAGGACGUGACAGCGGCUGUGUUGGAAGUCAGAGAUAGACUACAGGACGUUCUGAGUGAAAAGUGGACAAAAAUCUCACUGACAGUGACUGAAGUCGAUGUUUUACUGUCAAAUUCACCAGAGCCCAAGACCAGAGCUGAAUUCUUAAAAUAUUCAUGUGAAAUCACGCUGGAUCCAAACACAGCACACACACUGGUGUUUUUAUCUGAGGGGAACAGGAAAGCAGAGUUUGUUACAAAACACCAGUCUUAUCCUAGUCACCCAGACAGAUUCACUAAAGAGCAUCAGGUCCUGAGUAGAGAGAGUCUGACUGGUCGUUGUUACUGGGAGGUGGAGUGGAGCGGGAGAGAAGUUUUCAUAGCAGUCGCAUACAAGAGCAUCGGCAGAACAGAGUGGGGGAAUGAUUGUAGAUUUGGAAGUAGUGACAAAUCUUGGGCAUUAAGCUUUUACAAAAAACGUCCCCCCAGAGUAGGAGUGUACCUGGAUCACAGUGCUGGUAUUCUGUCCUUCUACGGUGUCUCUGAAACCAUGACUCUCCUCCACAGAAUCCAGACCACCUUUACUGAGCCUCUCUAUGCUGGAUUUUGGCUUAUUCUUUCAACUGCUGAGUUCUGUAAACUCAAAUAGACAUGUAAAGCAAGGGUGUGUAAUCUUGGUAGACUAGCAAGAGUACGCUAGAUUUUUAAAAUGAUCCGACCGAAAAAUCCAGCCCAGUGUUGCCAACUCUUUUCCAAUGAAAAUAGCUAGAAGCACUAG
This is a messenger RNA of Sebastes umbrosus (honeycomb rockfish), 1866 nucleotides long. RefSeq names its product tripartite motif-containing protein 16-like. The transcript has a single exon. Lineage: Eukaryota; Metazoa; Chordata; Actinopteri; Perciformes; Sebastidae. The record is from RefSeq and is a predicted model, not a curated record. Gene Ontology annotation, molecular function: zinc ion binding. The coding region runs from base 43 to 1737 and encodes 564 amino acids.